Mesorhabditis belari is the source of this 1515-nucleotide messenger RNA. The record is from the annotation of a GenBank genome assembly. Lineage: Eukaryota; Metazoa; Nematoda; Chromadorea; Rhabditida; Rhabditidae.
AUGCCGCGAACGUUUGAGGAGGAAUGCGACUUCCUUGAACGGAUCACGCCCACGAAGUUCAGAAUAAAGAAGGGCUUUGUGCCGAACAUGAAUGUUGAAGGUCGUUUUUACGUCAACAAAGCUUUGGAAACGUUGAUGUUCGAUGAGCUCAAACAAUCAUCAUUGACACCUGGUAACACUGGCUUUUUACCUGCGGUGCGUCAAAUUGCAAACGUUGCUGCGCUUCCCGGCAUCAUUGGACACUCAAUUGGAUUACCCGAUGUUCACUCCGGCUACGGCUUCAGCAUCGGAAACAUUGCCGCCUUUGAUGUGAACGAUAAAAAUUCGGUCAUUUCACCAGGCGGUGUCGGCUUUGAUAUUAACUGUGGUGUUCGCUUGAUUAGGACAAAUUUGACAGAAAAGGAUGUGAGACCGGUGAAAGAGGAAUUGGCGCAAUCACUCUUUGAUCACAUUCCCGUUGGAGUUGGAAGUAGAGGAGUGAUCCCGAUGGGUGCAAACGAUUUGAUCGAAUGCCUUGAAAUGGGAAUGGAUUGGACAUUGCGUGAAGGAUAUUCAUGGGCUGAAGACAAGGAACACUGCGAAGAAUAUGGUCGAAUGCUGCAAGCAGAUGCGAGCAAGGUGUCAACCAGGGCAAAGAAGAGGGGACUACCUCAGUUGGGUACACUUGGAGCCGGAAAUCACUAUGCCGAGGUGCAAGUAGUGGAUGAAAUUUUCGACAAACACGCCGCUGCAAAAAUGGGAAUUGAUGAAAUAGGACAAGUUGUUGUAAUGUUGCACUGUGGAAGUCGAGGACUUGGACAUCAGGUGGCGACGGAUGCGCUCGUUGAGAUGGAGAAAGCAAUGGCGAGAGACGGAAUCGUAAUCAACGAUCGGCAACUCGCGUGUGCUAGGAUUCAAUCAAAUGAAGGUCAAGAUUACUUGAAAGCAAUGGCGGCGGCGGCAAAUUUUGCCUGGGUGAAUCGAUCGUGUAUGACUUUUUGUGUGAGACAGGCUUUCUCUCGUGUGUUCAACAUGUCGGCUGAUGAUUUGGAUUUGGCGGUAAUCUACGAUGUCUCUCAUAAUGUCGCCAAAAUGGAGGAACAUUUGAUUGACGGUCGCCCACGACAAUUGUGUGUGCAUCGAAAAGGAGCAACUCGAGCAUUCCCCGCACAUCAUCCACUCAUCCCCGUCGAUUAUCAAUUAACAGGUCAACCAGUAUUAAUUGGCGGAAGCAUGGGUACGUGUAGUUAUGUGUUGACGGGAACCGAGAAAGGAAUGGUCGAAACUUUUGGCACGACAUGUCAUGGAGCGGGUCGAGCCUUGUCGAGAGCGAAGUCCCGUCGCAAUAUUUCUUUUCAAGAGGUGUUGGGUGAUCUUGAGAAAAAAGGAAUCUCGAUUCGAGUGGCAAGUCCGAAAUUGGUCACAGAAGAGGCUCCUGAAUCGUACAAGAAUGUGACUGAUGUUGUUGAUACGUGUCAUGAGGCGGGAAUAUCACGAAAAGCUGUCAAACUUCGCCCAAUUGCUGUGAUCAAAGGA